Messenger RNA from Brassica napus (rape), 2816 nucleotides. RefSeq names its product cytokinin riboside 5'-monophosphate phosphoribohydrolase LOG3-like. The record is from RefSeq and is a predicted model, not a curated record. Lineage: Eukaryota; Viridiplantae; Streptophyta; Magnoliopsida; Brassicales; Brassicaceae. The transcript has 11 exons. Gene Ontology annotation, biological process: cytokinin biosynthetic process. Gene Ontology annotation, cellular component: cytosol; nucleus. Gene Ontology annotation, molecular function: hydrolase activity, hydrolyzing N-glycosyl compounds. The coding region runs from base 27 to 488 and encodes 153 amino acids.
UCUAUGGAGGUGGGAGCAUAGGCUUGAUGGGUUUGGUUUCACAAGCUGUUCAUGAUGGUGGUCGUCAUGUUAUUGGAAUAAUUCCAAAGACCCUCAUGCCUAGAGAGUUGACUGGUGAAACAGUAGGAGAAGUAAGAGCAGUUGCAGAUAUGCACCAAAGGAAAGCUGAAAUGGCCAAGCACUCUGAUGCUUUUAUUGCCUUACCAGGAGGCUAUGGAACACUUGAAGAAUUGCUUGAGGUCAUAACUUGGGCUCAGCUUGGAAUUCAUGACAAGCCUGUGGGUUUACUCAAUGUUGAUGGAUACUACAACUCUCUGCUUUCAUUCAUCGAUAAAGCCGUUGAAGAAGGAUUCAUCAGCCCGACUGCUCGUGAGAUCAUAGUCUCUGAACCUACUGCUAAAGAGCUUGUGAAGAAGCUUGAGGAAUAUGCACCUUGCCAUGAAAGUGUUGCGUCUAAGCUCUGCUGGGAGAUGGAAAGGACUGGAUAAUGAUUAUUAUCAAGAUCUAAUAUAUCUAGAUAACUUUUUCAAAAAAAAAAAAAAAUCUAGAUAACUUUAAAUAUAUCUAGAUAACUAUUUAAAGAUUUUUUUUUCUAAGAUUUUAUAUAUAGAUAUGAAAAAUGUCAGAUUUUCACGAUUUUAUUAAUCUUACUAAAAAUGGAAGGAAUAGAUUCCGAUUAGUUGGGGUAAAGUAAAAACAAUUUCCAGUUCGAUGGAAGUUCUUUGUUGUAAAUUAUUAGAACUGUCAUUUUAACUCCAAACUAAAUGUCUUUAAUUCUCUGUAAGAUCAUCAACUCUGUUCUGUAACCAACAAAAGUUUCACAUUUUCUUGUUCGUAUUUAUUUUAUAUAGUCAUUUAUCAAUACUACAACACAAAUAAACACAGGAAAAAAACAAGAAACCAAAAAUAUAGUUUUAUUUCAAGUGUUCAAAUAAAUUUCAAGUGUUUUUUCCUAGCUUAAUACUACUAAUUUAAAUAUAAUCUGUUUCAAAAGUAAUAACAUAAACUGUCGAAAAUAGUACUAAUAAAUUAUAAUAAUAUGUCUAACAUAUUUGAAAUAAAUAAUAUAAAAACAUAAAUACUUUAGAAUAGCACCAAAAAUCUAGUAAGCCACAUUAAUAUUCUGUUUUUGGAUAUAAAAAGUUUCUUCAGUUGCUUUAUACUAACUUUCAAAGUCCGUUACUCUAAGUCAAUAGAUAUCAAAAGUUAGGAACAUUGAAUACUAUGUUUUGGGUCGAUUCUAUCAAAACACAUCACAUUAACUAAUCAACUCGUUAACCAAAAAAAAUCAACACUAAUUCCAUUUUUCAGACAGCCAAAGUAGCACUUUCGUGUCUUACAAGGUGGGUCUGUUUGAACUUUUGCGGUAAACGUUCGAAAGUCUUACAUGUGUUAGAGAUUCAGUUAGUUGAAUAAGUCUUUGUCUUUAGUGUUAGGAUUUUAACCUUAACCUUGUGCUAUAGAAUUAGGAAUAAACUUGAUACCAAACUUGUCUUAGCUUUUAUUCACUACAAAGGUUUCUCAAGAACAAAAUAUAAAGAUCACAAGCCUAAGCAAUAAACGCUCUUCCUAAUUGCUAAUCUCUCUUGAUCUCUCUUUAUCUAACUUAUUGCUCUCUUCUCUCUUCUUAAACGGAUGAUCUUUGUUGUUGUUGAAGCUUUCCUUAUAUAGUCACGACCUAGACCGAAUCCUCUUUGUAAAAGGAUUAUUUCCAUUCUCUUAAAUUGGUAAAGCACGAGACCGUCAUUAACGUAAUCAGAAACUUGCCGCCAAAGUAAUCUUUUGGUAUUGGGCUUAAAGUAGAAUUUGGCCCAUAUCAUUACAAUCUCCACCUUGGGCCCAAAUCCAUACUUCUCCUUUUGCGUCUUCUUCGUUGAGCAACAAUACCAACUCUUCUCUGUAGCUUUGACGAUCAUAGUGAUUCUUACCCAACCACUACCUCCACUUUUCUCCGCUCUGGUUCCUUUGGCAAACAAAGCUAGCGAUUUCAGGAGCUUCACCAAGCUUUCCCUCCGUUUCCGCGUGACUGGUCCGUCUUCUCUUCUCCACUCCAGCCGGUGAAUUCAUCCCCCUUGUGAAUCUUGCCGAUAAAUUCUCUCGCCAAUGCUCUGAUUUGUUCACCGCUUCCUCUUCUCAGGCGCUAGCUUGCAACGCCUCAACCGUAGAUGUGCAUGCUCACCCUCGUAUGGCUUCCUGGUCAUGUCCUUUUUGUUUUCUUUAGAAUCAGACUCUUCAGUUUGCACAGACGUCUCUCCACCAUGUAGCUUCCUUUGGUUUGAUGUAGACGGUUCCUUGCUACGACCAUGUAUUUUUCAGACCUUGUAUAGACUGUGUCGUCUAUAACCACCAUUCCUCAGAGCUUCUUGGAAAAGACUUUCAGUCUCCUCAGCGGUUUAAGACGAUCACUUCGCUUGUGCUUGUUCUGCGAUCUUGUAGUCCUGUAACCUGAGAUACUCGUCUCCCUUCACCAUUACUGGUGUUCAAGACGUUCUCUCAUCAACCUUCCCCUUCCUUGUAUGGCAACCCAGUUGGGAUUCCUUUCUAGCCUGAGAUACUCGUCUCCAUUCACCACUCUUGAUGUUUAAGACGUUCUCUCAUCUGCUCCACCUUGAGCUAAAACAUCCACCUCGUCUUAUCCGUCACAAGUAAAUUUUCUUGCUCCUUACUAGCUCUUUAUUAUCGAUAAGAAAUAACAGUAGUCCCUUACUCAUUAUUUCUUCUUGUGCGAGGUGUCUCGAUAAUAAAAUUACCUGUGACGCUUUUCUCCUAUCAGUGGACAUUAGGAAGUUCACAGCAAAGCUGCAACUUCUGAUCAG